Histoplasma mississippiense is the source of this 1905-nucleotide messenger RNA. RefSeq lists its product with no specific name. NCBI's taxonomy places the organism in Eukaryota, Fungi, Ascomycota, Eurotiomycetes, Onygenales, Ajellomycetaceae. The transcript has 3 exons. The record is from RefSeq and is a predicted model, not a curated record. The coding region runs from base 1 to 1905 and encodes 634 amino acids.
AUGGCCUCUACCUUUGACGACAGUCUCUUCACAUCUGCUCUCACAUCGUCCCGGAACGUCUUUUUGGCCAACAAUGCGCACCUCCCCGAGUCCGAACGUGAACAACUCUGGGGUCAACUCCUUAUCUCAUUUAUGCCUCACCGAAAUGUACUCAGCGGUAACACGUUGAAAUCCCUCGACGGGAGUGGAACUUCCGACUCUUUUGGGAAACGGUCUCGGGAAGAUGUGCCUCGCACGAUUCCUUCAACAUUACCCCCAGCAAAACGGCGGGCCGUCACUCCGGAACCUCCAACGGUGGCAGAUGUAAAUAGACCGGUUCCUGAACGCGAGUCUCCUGCUCCCAUCCAUCAAAAUCGCCGUCUUUCGAUUCGAGCACAGAAUGGAAACUCACCACUCCAGAAAGCCGGGAUGCUUACCACCGUUUCACCUCCACAACCGCAAACUAUCCCCCCUUCCGCUUCCGCUACCGCGCCACGGACACCUUUGGCUUCCGAGAAACGUUAUUCCCUUCAAAUCCAACAACUCAACAUGAACAAUGUCAACGAAUAUUCUCCAUCAGAGUUCACCCAGCAACAGUCUUUGGAUAACCUUUCCGACUCGCUAUUCAUGUUUGAGCCUGGCUCCGAUUCCUCCCCGUUGAACAACGAAAAAUGCCAGUAUACCACCUCUGAUUGUUUGAUUCCCCCAACAUCUCAAAAUUACCCGCAAUGUAGUUCGACCACAGCUGUUGAGAUGAGUCGAACUGCAACAGCAGACUCUCUCUGCGGAGGAAUGGGCAUGAUCCGUUUCGAUUCGACCGGAUCAGUCUCUAAUAAUCUGGCAAAGCUAGAUAAUAAUCCAUCUUCUCGUAUCUCUCAUCAGUCAUUAAACUUAAACAAUGACCUUAAUUAUUGCAUUGCCCCAUCUCCUAUUUCAAAUUUUCGUUCUGAGAUGAAGCAUUCUUUGUCCAGCGCGAGCGAUAGCUCGUCGCUGUCGAAUCAGUCAAGGGCUGUGAGGAGGACUCAGGAGCAAAUUGUGCAAGGCACACGGCCCAUCGCGCCAAAACAAGACAAGAAAUAUGCGUCGCACUCAAAAGUCGCGGAGCACAAAAUGCUUAGGAUAUCGUCGGGCGAUGGCACAUCACGAGAAGUAGCGGCAAUCCCAAAAGCGUCUGUUCGCCGUCCCAUGAGAACAAAGACGUACUGUAGUUACUGCAACGAGCAACCAGAGGGCUUUCACGGCGAACACGAACUGAGAAGGCACAUUGAACGUGUCCACUCAGUGGUCCGCAAGGUCUGGGUCUGCGUUGACAUUUCCCCUGACAAACAGUUUCUCGCCAACUGCAAAGCAUGUCGUAACGGGAAGCGCUACGGUGCCAACUACAACGCGGCAGCUCACCUUCGACGGACUCACUUCAACCCAUGUCAGCGUGGGCGUGGGGGCCGCGGCAAAGACAGCGAAAAACGCGGCGGUAAAGGCGGUGGGGUUCUUCCUCCCAUGGAUGUGCUAAAGCAUUGGAUGGAGCAGCGGGAAGAAUAUGUCAUCGACAACGUCAUCGACAGUGACAACGUGGCCGAGGAAACCCUCGAUGCUAGGUCCUCCGAACCUAACGACGACAUGGACAGUAAAAAUGUGUCCCCAGCACAGCACGACCACCAAACCGCAACCACGUUCACGAGUCAAUCUGGCCAGGCUUCCAUCGCUCCAGAAGCACCAGAUCUCUACUCAACGAUGCUAAUUGAUUUUCAUAACAGCAUGAACGGGCCCUCUUCGAACUGGGAUCUAUGCGGUCAUGGGUCCCCUAGUGGACAUGACAGUGCUGAGCAAAUGUCGAUGAAUGUUCUAGAUUCAUCCUUAUUCGACCCGUCUAUUUUCGAUGCUCAGCAGUUGCAUGAGCUCGAUCCUUUUAUUCCUGUUAUGCUGUAG